CCUUAAUCAUGAUGAUGGAUUGGAAGCUCUCGUCAUCAUCUCUUCAACACCAAAACUCUCUAUUUCUCUGUUCUCCCCACAUGAAAAAAAAAGAGUACCACUCACCCCUCUCUCUCUCUAAACUCCUUGUCCUUGGCUGCUUAUUCUCUCUCCACAAACAGAUAGUGGGCAGUACAUACAUACAGUGAGAGAGAAAGAGAGAGAAGUCCUGAAUCUAAUGGAGUACGAAAGAAUUCACAAAGUGCAGGCUGGUUUAUUGUCACCAAGUAAGCUAAGAAUGAAGCUUGUAGGAGUUCAUCAUCAGAGGAAGACAAACGAAGGAUCAACUUCAAAUUGUAACUCCUCAAGAACCUCUCCUUCCAAAGUUGAUGAUUCUGAGUUUGUGAAGAACAGCUUGUUGGCAGCCUCCGAUUUCGACGAGGAAGCAUUCAAAUUGCCCGGAGAUACAUUAUUUCCAAAUGGGAGCCAAAGUUUUGUCCAGACAAAAGAAAGUUCCCAGUUGACAAGCCAUUUGCCAAAGGGCGAAGGCGGAAAUUCUAGUUCAAUUCACCCAUUGAAAGUGUGCGAAGAUGAGAAUCUGGAUUACGACAGCACUUCCAGCUUUGAGUUUCACAAAGGGGAGAGAUCGAUGCAGCAUUCGAUGGCUAGGUCAUUUUCUAGACCCAUGCCUUCAAAGUGGAAUGAUGCAGAGAAGUGGAUAAUGAGUCGCCAAAACAUCCAAACCAACCAUCACCCGCCCAAGAAGGUUCACUUCCACAACCAAACGAAUCGGAUGCCCGGGAUGAGCAUUGUUAGGGUCGCCCCGGAAUCCGCUAGCUUUAUUGAAAAUAAAUUAGCUGUUAAGAGGGUUGAUUUUUGCCAACCGUCGUCCGACCACUCAUCUCAUCCCAUUUCUGGUCAAGGGAGUGCGCAAACUGCAUCUUUUGAUCUCUGUCCGGAAGGAAACAAUUUGGCUGAGAUGGAUGAUGGAGGCUUGGCAGAAGAUAAAGGUUUUGCUGGCAUUAGAUCGGUUUCAAUGAGAGACAUGGGAACAGAAAUGACUCCGAUCCCUAGCCAAGAACCAUCAAGGACCGCAACGCCCGCGGGGGCCACCACCCCACUUCGGAGCCCAACAUCAUCGAUCCCUUCAACACCCCGUAGAAGCGGAGAAGAAUCAAAAACUGCGGUAGACCUUCAUGCCAUUGACCAGCGGCAUGAUGAUUCCCAGGCAGAAAACUGCAACAGGGAAUUGUCUGAACAAGAACUGAAGCUCAAGACCAGGAAAGAAAUCGUGUCCCUUGGUCUGAAGCUUGGCAAGACCAGCAUUGCUGCUUGGGCUAGUAACAAGGAUGAGAAAGAAAGAAGCGGCUCUGUUCCUUUACACGGCACAGAGAUGGCUGAGCUUGAACAUCAGAUUGAAUUUGCCAAACGUGCCACUGCUUGGGAAGAAGCUGAAAAGACAAAACACGCCGCAAGAUAUAAGCGUGAAGAAGUAAAGAUUCAAGCUUGGGAAAGUCAACAGGAAGCGAAGCUUGAAGCAGAGAUCAGAAGAAUAGAGGCACAAGUAGAGAGAAUGAGAGCACAAGGCCAAGCGAAGAUGGUAAAGAAGAUAGCAAUGGCAAAAAGGAUAUCAGAAGAGAAACGUGCAAAGGCCGAAGCCAGAAAAAACCGGCAAGCCGAAAAAACCGCAGCCGAUGCAGAGUAUAUUCGCCAAACCGGACGGUUUCCCUCAGCCGGUCUUUUGUGUUGUGGAUGGUAAUUAUUACUGUAUGUUGCAGAAGUAGUUCAUUUCAUCAGAGAGUCUCUUAUUUGUGUGUGUACAUCAGAAAUUGUAUCAUUUGUAUGUUUAUCAGAUGAGGGAGGAGUGUUUACUUUUUUACCUCUGGUAAAUAAACACUCCAAGCAGGGUAAACUAUUAGGUGAUAAUGGAUCCCUUUUGCAGCUCUCCAAGGUAAUUUGUAUAUGUUCUCAACAUGCCAUUUGUCUUAUCAUUGUCACUAAGAAAGUGUACUAUUAGCAGUUAUAGAGCAACCCAAUGGAAGCAUAAUUCUGGUCAGGACCUGUUUAGCAUAAGU
Molecule: messenger RNA, 2054 nt
Organism: Cuscuta campestris
Lineage: Eukaryota; Viridiplantae; Streptophyta; Magnoliopsida; Solanales; Convolvulaceae
Source: the annotation of a GenBank genome assembly